Molecule: messenger RNA, 1903 nt
Organism: Gossypium raimondii (Peruvian cotton)
Lineage: Eukaryota; Viridiplantae; Streptophyta; Magnoliopsida; Malvales; Malvaceae
Product: probable 26S proteasome non-ATPase regulatory subunit 3
Exons: 9
Coding region: 174-1628 (484 amino acids)
Biological process (GO): regulation of protein catabolic process; ubiquitin-dependent protein catabolic process
Cellular component (GO): proteasome complex; proteasome regulatory particle, lid subcomplex
Molecular function (GO): enzyme regulator activity
Source: RefSeq, a predicted model, not a curated record
CCACCUAAGCGGCGUCGUUUAGUCCGCCCUUUUUUCUCUUUCUCCGGCUCUCCUCUCCUGACUUGUUGCCGAAGAAACUUCAGUAGAAAACCCAAAAACUUGCACCUCUGCAGUCUCGGCUAUAGAUUGCUCCAAGUCUAGGAUUUCGUCUCGCGAAUCCAAGAUUUCCUAAAAUGACUCAAGAUGUGGAGAUGAAAGAGCAAGCAGCUCCUUCCAAUUCCCUUCCUUCCUUUUCUCCUUCCACUUUGCACCAUUUGAAGGAAAUUGCGUCUCUGAUAGAGACCGGUGCAUAUGACCGUGAAGUUCGCCGUAUUUUGCGGGCUAUUAGACUUACUAUGGCUUUAAGGCGGAAGUUGAAGUCAUCUGCGCUUUCUGCAUUCCUCAAUUUCACUCUUAUCCCUGGAUCCGAGGCCCUUACUCGGCUUUCUUCUUAUCUUCCUAAGGAAGAUGAGCAUGCAAUGGAAGUUGACACUGCAACUUCUGCGCCUCAAGCACCUGCUAAACAUUCCCUGCCAGAGAUAGAAAUCUACUGCUACUUGCUUGUCCUGAUGUUUCUGAUUGAUCAAAAGAAAUACAAUGAGGCUAAAGCAUGUUCCUCUGCAAGCAUUGCCCGGCUGAAGAAUAUCAAUAGGAGGACUGUCGAUGUUCUAGCUGCUAGGCUGUACUUCUAUUACUCUCUUUGCUAUGAGCUCACGGGUGAUCUUGCUGAAAUUAGGGGUAACCUUCUAUCCCUGCAUCGGAUUGCAACAUUGCGCCAUGACGAGCUGGGUCAGGAGACACUUCUCAACCUGCUACUUCGCAAUUACCUCCAUUACAAUUUGUAUGAUCAAGCUGAGAAACUGAGAUCAAAGGCACCUAGAUUUGAAGCUCACUCAAAUCAGCAGUUUUGCCGGUACCUCUUUUACUUGGGGAAGAUUAGGACAAUCCAAUUGGAGUACACUGAUGCCAAAGAGUGUCUUCUCCAAGCUGCUCGGAAAGCCCCUAUUGCAGCUCUUGGUUUUCGGGUUCAAUGCAACAAAUGGGCAAUCAUUGUCCGAUUACUGCUAGGAGAAAUCCCUGAGAGGACUGUUUUUAUGCAGAAAGGGAUGGAGAAAGCAUUGAGGCCAUAUUUUGAACUGACAAAUGCUGUACGCAUUGGUGAUCUGGAGCUCUUCAGAUCUGUUGCUGAGAAGUUCUCAAGUACUUUCAGUUCAGACCGGACCCAUAAUUUGAUUGUAAGGCUGCGGCAUAAUGUCAUUCGGACUGGGCUACGCAACAUAAGUAUCUCAUAUUCUCGCAUCUCACUGGUUGAUGUUGCCAAGAAGCUUAGAUUGGAUUCUGUUGCUGAUGCUGAGAGCAUAGUAGCCAAGGCAAUCAGAGAUGGAGCUAUUGAUGCGACAUUGGAUCAUGCAAGUAGAUGUAUGCUGUCAAAGGAGACUGGAGACAUCUACUCUAUGACUGAGCCUCAAACGGUAUUCAAUUCUAGGAUUGCUUUCUGCCUCAAUAUGCAUAACGAGGCAGUGCGUGCACUUCGGUUCCCACCAAACUCCCACAAGGAGAAAGAAAGUGCUGAGAAGCGGAGAGAAAGACGACAACAGGAGCAAGAGCUUGCAAAGCAUAUUGCUGAGGAAGAUGACGAUGAGUUUUAACUCAGUGACAUACUAAAGUAAAUUUAUCCACCACACGAUGGUUUCAUCAAGUUGUGCAUUUAUUUUCCUUUCAAGUGCCCUAGUGAAAAAUCGGAUCUCUCUAUUUUUCCCUCGGUAUUAUGAAUUUAGAUAAUUUUCAAAUUUGGAGAUUAGGUUUACAAUUCACAGCAAAUUUGGAGCAGAUUCGAACAAAUGAUUUGGAAACUAGAAGUAGAUACUUGAUGGACUUCAUCUUUGCUUUGUCAAAUGAAGCAUUGGUAUAUAAUUGUUUUCAA